AUGGAUGCGAUGAAAACGACGACGACGGACGACGCGACGCCCGACGGCGGCGCGCGGGCGCGGGAGAACGUCAUGGUGUUCGUCCGUAAUCUCCCGUACGACGCGGACGACAAGGCGGUGCUCGAUGUGUUCAGCGAUGCGUUCGGACCGGUGAAGGAGUGUUGGACGGUGGCGGAGCGCGGGACGGGGACGCGGCGGGGGUUCGGAUACGUCAAGUUUGCGAUUCCGGAGGACGCGCGAGCGGCGGUGGAGGCGAGUGGAACGAUUACGUUGAAUGGACGGAAAUUGGGGGUGUCCAUGGCGCGACCGAAGGAGCGAGAGGGGGGCGAGCGGGGCGCGCGGCGGCCGGCGGGCGAGGACGGGACGGCGACGGACGAAAGGAAAGACGAUCGAGGCGGAGAGGUCGGGACGGUGAAGACGGAGGGAACGAACGCGCGAGCGAAGACGCAGAGGUCGAAGGCGACGGCGGGCGGGGGGAAAGACGCGCCCAGGACGGUGGUGAUUGGAGGGUUGAAACUCGGCGGCGAAAUCGAGGGCGUGGACGCGGACGCCGCGAAAGCGCUCGCGAGGAAGGUUGGCGCGGUCAAGAGCUUUAUUGAACCGUGUCCGGAGACGGUGAUGAAGUCGGCGAAGAUUCGCGAGGACGGAUGCAAACGCGGAGCUCUGCUAGUGGUGUACAAGGACGAGGCCACCGCGCGCGAGGCGGUGAAGGCGCUUCACGGCCAAGCGCCCAAGUCUAAAAAGCAGAGGAAGAACAAGAAGAACGACGAUGAAAAUGACGAAACGCCGAAAGAAACGAUUUGGGCGCGAACACUCGGUGGUGAGGGGUCGAAACCGAAGCAGUGGCGCGUGAUCGUUCGAAACUUAUCCUUCAAGGCGACGGAGGCGUCGAUUCGCGAGGCGAUGAGCGCGGCGGGUUUCGUGUGGGACGUCAACGUUCCUAAAGACUUUCACGACAAGCCCAAGGGGUUCGCUUUCGUGACUUACACGAGUAAGGCGGACUCGGAUAAAGCGGUGAGCGAUUGUAACGGCGUGAGCAUUGAGGGGAGACAAGUCGCGGUGGACAUCGCGUUGGCGAAAUCCAAGUUUCGUGAGGAACAAGACGCCGCGGCGAACAACGCGACAGAAGACAAGGAUAACGACAAGGAUGGUGCGAGUGAUGAAGAUUUAGACGAUGGGAGCGACAGCGAUGGGUCUGACGACUCCGAUUCUUCCUCGUCGUCCUCAUCGUCGAGCGAAAAAGACGAAGAGACUCGCGACAAGAGCAUGGUCUCACGCUUGCUCGGUAAGAUGAUAUCCAAGGAUCAGCCUCCGAAUAAGGUGGCCGCACCGAAGAAGGCGGAGAAGAAAGCGGCAGCGGUGACCGAGGCCAAGGCCGACGGUGUGGAGCCGGCGUGGCAGGGUAAGAAGGGUGUCGACAUGCAAUCUGGCGACGCGGUCGAGAACGCGACCGUCUUCGUCAGAAAUCUCCCGCUCGAGGCGACGUGGCAACAGCUCAAGGAAAAGAUGGAAAAAUUUGGCAAGGUGAAGAGUUGUCGAGUGGUCAAGGAUAAGACCACGGGUAAGCACGUUGGGAACGCUUUCGUGGACUUUACGAACCCCGAUUCGGCGAAUGCAGCCGUGGAGGCGGGCGCCCAGGAGAGCGCUGGCAUUUUUGUCGCCGGUCGUCCGAUCACGGUCGCCUUAGCGCUCUCCAAGACAGAGGCACAAGACAUGAUGGCUAGGCAAGGCUCGAAAUAUCGUAACGCGAACAAACACAGAGAUAAUAGGAAUCUCUAUCUCGCGAGCGAGGGCGAUAUUCACGAGGCUUCCGCGGCGGCGGAUGGCGUGAGCAAGAGCGACAUUGAAAAACGACGAAGGGCAAACGAAGAGCGCCAGCUCAAGCUGAAGAAUCCAAACUUUUUCGUCUCGCGGACUCGUCUUUCGGUGCGUAACAUCCCUCCGGAGAUGGAUUCCAAGACUCUUAAAAAGAUGUUCAUCGAGGCGGUGCAGAAGCGCGCAACGCACGCGGCGCCGAAAGUCAUGCACGCCAAGUUGUUGUACGACUCGGAAAGAAUGGACGAGAACGGAAAGCCAAAAAAUAAAGGCAUUGGUUUCGUCGAAUUUUCAGAGCACGAACAUGCUCUCACGGCGCUGCGCGCGUUGAACAACAACCCGGACGCGUUCACCAGAGCUCGACGUCCCAUCGUCGAGUUCGCGAUUGAAGACGCCAGAGCUGUGCGCAAACUCGAGCUCAAGGCCAAGCGACGGGACGAGAUUACCAAAAAGCGCAGCGAAGAGGGCGACAAGCCUCGCGGUGCCGAGCAAGCGGCCAAGCGCGUCGCCGCCAAGGAGAAGAGAUCGGGCGAAGGUCCGAUGAAGAAGCGACUCCGAGAUGGCGACCAAGACAAGCCUCACGCGAGGCCAAAUCGAGACACCGACACCGAACCUCGCGCGAAGAAGGGCAAGUCCAAGCGUGAAGACGCCAAAUCCAACGCGGCGAGCAAAUUGCAACAGCGCGCCGCCGCGGCGCAAAAGCGUGAACGCCGAGAUGAGCGUCCGAGUCUGAACGAUGAAGCGCCGGGCAGACGUAAAAAGCACAUCGCAGAGAAGCGCGACCGCACCGACGACCUCAUCGACGCCUAUUUCUCCAAAGACUCCGGCACCGGCGGUCUCAAAUCUUGGCUCUGA
Ostreococcus tauri is the source of this 2670-nucleotide messenger RNA. Its product is annotated as Nucleotide-binding, alpha-beta plait. Gene Ontology annotation, molecular function: RNA binding. The coding region runs from base 1 to 2670 and encodes 889 amino acids. Lineage: Eukaryota; Viridiplantae; Chlorophyta; Mamiellophyceae; Mamiellales; Bathycoccaceae. The transcript has a single exon. The record is from RefSeq and is a predicted model, not a curated record.